GGGGGGAAGUCGGCGCCGCGCGCGGUCCAGAGCGGCGGUGGCGCGCACGCGGGCCCGGGGCGCCGCCGAGCCCGGGAGAAGGGUGGCGGCGUGGUCUCCUCUCCCCAUUCCUCCCCUCUCCCGGUAGGAGGCAGCGGCGAGACCGGCGCCGCAGCGCCGGGCCCAGGCGGCGGUCCGCCCGCCAUGCCUGCCGGCCCGCCGUGAGUGGCUGCGCGCGGCGCGGCGCCGCGCCAUGGAGCCGGAUCCAGUCUGGGCCGCGCUGGUGCUGCUCUUUGCCGCCUCGCUGUUCACUGUCGCGGCCUGGUUGCUUCAGUACUGGCGAUCUGCGGGCCUGCGGGCGCCGCGGGGGCGCGGGACGGCGUCGGCGGAAGAGGCCGGCGCCCGGGCGCUGCUCGCCGCUCUGCUCUCUCUCCGGUCCCUGCGGGAGCAGUGGCAGCGGGCCUGGGUGCGAGCCCUCAACAGCCAGGCGCGUCGGCACGGGAGUUCAGUGCAGAUCACGUUUGAAGAGGGUCUUCAGUUACCGCUGGCCACGACUAUAACUCGAGUGACGUGCGAGGGACGGUCGGACCACAGCAUGGUGCUGUGCUGCCACCUGUCAGCUGAAGCUGUGAGAUUCCCCGUCUCUGUUACUCAGCAGUCCCCGUCUGCCGUGUCCGUGGACACCUAUCGCGUCACUUUGGCCGCGCUGCAGGCUCAGGUGGAGAUCCGCUUGGGGGAGGUAGAGAAUGAAGGUCUUCUGGUGUCGUGGAUGUUCAAGGACAGACCAGACCUGAACCUUUCAGUUCUUCCAAGACAUCGGCCUGACGAGAAUGAAGGAAGAGUGGACCUGUCCACCAUAAAGGAUCUGAUCGAGGAUACCGUUGUCAGCACUCGACCGGCCGUGAUGGUGAAUAUGAAGGCCUGCACUGCCGGAGCCGACGAGGUACCCGGCAAUAAGUCGACUCGAGAGACCCCAUCUGGAGCGGUGGCAGCCCCUCGGCCUUGCAAGCUGUUACUCAGAAACCUUCGAGUGCUGAACCUGGGCUGUCAAGGAAAGGGAGGCAUCGGGGAGAUAUGCUGCGUGGCAGAGCUAGACAGCCCAGCACAGCGGAAGCGGACGAGGCCGGUGAUGGCCAGCGGUGCCGGCGCUGCGGCGGAGAUGGAGUGGAACGAGGAGCUCUUUCUGGAGCUGGGGCCAAGAAGUAAAGAGCUGAAGCUGCAGGUGCUGGGUAACAGAGACGGAGCGGGACAUGUGCUGCUGGCACACACCACGCUUUUGCUUGAUUCUUUCGGCAAACGACCCUCUGGGAGACAGGCCUGCUCGCUGGCCCCUGUAUCCGGGCGGUCACUGGCGGCCGAAGCCACCGUUACGUUGGAGCUGCUAUUCCAGGAGUCUCCUGCAUCUUUGAACACUCAGCACGCGACAUCUCCACGAAGCAGCAUCACCCCCACUAAGAAGGUGGAAAUGGACCGGACUGUCAUGCCUGACGGUACCAUCGUGACUACCGUCACCACGAUUCAGUCCCGGCCCAAGGUGGACUGCAAACUGGAUUCACCUUCGAGGUCGCCUUCCAAGGUGGAAGUGACUGAGAAGAAGACGACGGUGCUUUUGGAGAGCGGCUGUGCUUGUGGCCACGUGGCCGGCGGUAGCCGGGACAGCCGUACGCCCGACGGCUUGGAUCCGGUGGCUGAGACAGCGAUCAGGCAGCUAACCGAGGCGAAUAACAAGCCCGCCAAGAAGACACCGACAAAACGUAGCACGCUGAUCAUCUCGGGAGUUUCCAAGGGAUCGGUGCAAGAAGGGUCUGGCGUGGUCUCAGCGGCUCCAGAGAGCCUUUUCGUCCCUUCCUUGCGGCUCGUUGCCGUGUCCCGGUGGGUGUGGAAGGUACCCAUCGCUCAAGAUGAAGCGGCACUUUCUCUGGGUUAUGCCGCGUCUCUGGAGGCCGUGGCGUAUGGGGAUUCCACGUCAGAAGGCAUGGCUGACCGGACGCACGAUUCUACCGAAUUGUCGCAGCCGCCAGAAGCAUCACUGUCGGGACAAAGGGCGGGUCAGGAGCCGGAUGAGACGACGCGUUCGGACAUCUCCGAGAGACCGUCGGUGGAAGACGUUGAGUCUGAGACGGGCUCCACGGGAGCCCUCGAGACCAGGAGCUUGAAAGAUCACAAAGUUAGUUUUCUUCGGAGCGGUACCAGGCUCAUCUUCCGGAGGAGGAGCAAGCAGAAGGAAGUGGGCCUGAGCCAGUCGCAUGAUGACUUGCCCAACGUCACCGACUCCACCGUUGGGAAGAAAGGCAGCGGCUUCUCCCGCCGCCUCAUCAAGCGCUUCUCCUUCAAGUCUAAGUCCAAACCCAAAGCUAGUGAUGGCACGAUGGCAGGUGACAUAGAGUGUCACGGUAGAGUAAUGACCGGCUGUGGCUAAACUGUUUCGGAAAUGGUCUUUGUUUACUCGUGAUAUCGCAGCUCCUCCUACCGGCGUGACUGCUCCACGCCGCCUUUCCUCACUCGUGCGGGUACCGGACCAAAUACCCAUGCCGAAUUUGAGUUGGCGCCCCUCCUCGUGCGUGCUCUUUUGUACUUGGAUGCCUUCUCUCUGGGAGGAUUAUUUUAACCCCAGAUUGUUUAGAAGAAAAAAAGUUUGGAAUUAUGUAGGUGUUUGAGAAGAAACGGAACUAAUUUGGACUUAGUGAAUGAAGUUCUUGCACCUUUGUCAAUGUUGAAGAAUAAUUCCGUUGCUGUGUAAUGGCUUGAACCUGUUAACUUAUUAAAUCCGCAGGGAAAUCAAAA
Messenger RNA from Colius striatus (speckled mousebird), 2763 nucleotides. It is a transcript of the gene C2CD2L, whose product is annotated as C2CD2 like. NCBI's taxonomy places the organism in Eukaryota, Metazoa, Chordata, Aves, Coliiformes, Coliidae. Gene Ontology annotation, molecular function: phosphatidylinositol transfer activity; phosphatidylinositol binding. The coding region runs from base 233 to 2398 and encodes 721 amino acids. The record is from RefSeq and is a predicted model, not a curated record. Gene Ontology annotation, biological process: positive regulation of insulin secretion involved in cellular response to glucose stimulus. Gene Ontology annotation, cellular component: cytoplasmic side of apical plasma membrane. The transcript is spliced from 16 exons.